AUGUUCGUUCUGUUCCCUUUAUUGGCUAUCCUUGUACCGAUUUCCUCUGCUGAGGGCUCGGAAACCCCACUAAACCACAAAGAAACGUUUGAGACAAUCAACAGUAUGUACACCAAUGAUCUGGUUUGGAGUGAUGAGUGGGCGCAAAAGGCAUUGGACUGGCUAAAGUCUCCGGACAACCGGGAAAGCAUGGAUGUUGAUUUGAUUGUUGGAGGAAGAAGUUUAAUUGCCAAUGCGAAUAACAAAGCAGUAUGGCAAAAAAUACUCGACGUCUUAGAAAUCCAGUUUGAUGAAGCAGAAGCAGAACUCGAACAACUUCCCCCAGGGACGCUGUAUGGAUGCAACGGCUAUAUGAACACAAGAAAUACGAAGGAUGAUUACGUAUCUGCUGUUUGUCUUUAUAAAAAACAGUAG
Messenger RNA from Haemonchus placei, 414 nucleotides. Lineage: Eukaryota; Metazoa; Nematoda; Chromadorea; Rhabditida; Trichostrongylidae. The record is from the annotation of a GenBank genome assembly.